AUCGUGUUGAUCAGUUUUCCAUUCCCCAACGUUAUGAGCAAGGUCUUCGUGGCUGUGGCCCUCGGGCUCAUGCUGCUCAAGCUGCACACAUGGGUAGCGAUCGUCCGUCUUCACUCGAGUCUUGCGCUCAACGUGCUCUACUUUAUCUUCACCGUGCUCAUGUUCUGGAGCUAUUGGCGCGCCAUGUGCACUCGAACGGUAAACAAAAAGCCUAUUAAUGAUACAGGGCGAGUGAGUCGUUACUGCGAACGCUGCGACGCCGACAAAGCCGAUCACGUACACCACUGCUCAGUAUGUCAGAGGUGUGUGUACCGCAUGGACCACCACUGCCCCUGGACAGGGAAUUGUGUGGCUUGGAACAACAAGAAGUUCUUCUUGCUCUUCCUGGUCUACACGUCGCUGAGUUGCCUGGUAUUCAACAUCAUGGUGUCCCCGAUGGUUUGGGAUGCGAACUUCCACCGCCAUGAAGUACUACUCAAGUUCGGCUGGGUCAUGACGUUGGGUGUAGGAAUACUAUUAGCUGGAUACUUUAUUUUCCACCUGUGGUUGCUGCGGGAAGGCAAGACGACGCUCGAGUUUUUGGCGAGCAAGAGAGGAGAGUUAGCGGACUGCAGCUUCACGCAUAAUGUGACGAUAUAUUUCGGUCGCGACAAGUGGAGCUGGUGGCUUCCCACGAUGCCAGUGCUGGACGCUGAAAUGGGAGGACGAAGGGAACUUAGUGGCGAUGGAGAAGAAACACUGCAGCUUGUGGUGGAAUAGACUAAAGAGAUUAUGAACUUGCCAUGCUUACUGGAGUACAUUUCGUUUCUUCCUCCAGCGGCGUUAUUGUCACAAAACAUUGUGGCUCGCAUUUCCUCGCCGAAAACAUUAAAACAAGAAUUAGACGGAUGGUGCUUCAAUAAGUAUCAAACAAUAACGUCUCGCGUGAGAUUAUGAAUGUUCUCACGAUGGUGCAGCCGCUCUGCGUGAUACUUAAGGUAACUUAGUAUUCGGUGGACGAUGAUGACUUGAAGGAGACGAGAUCGAAGACCACCAGCACUUCAAACUACAACAUCCUUCCACAAGAGAUCACUCGAGUACAAAUGUGUCAAAUGGAAUUAGGAAAACAACUUGACAGAGCGAGUUUUGCCUACUCCCUCGCUCGGGUUUACUAACUUUUAUCUGAUUGACCUCAGACGUGUUUUUUUUUUCGAUUGACGAUAAUGAGAAGGAACAUAUCGCGGCAGGAACAAUGGAAAAUCUUUUACCAGUUGUGAAAAAUGAGACUUAUCCGCGCUGUUGGUACGGUUAAAAAGAAUGUAUUUGCCAC
Phytophthora nicotianae INRA-310 is the source of this 1309-nucleotide messenger RNA. RefSeq lists its product as hypothetical. The record is from RefSeq and is a predicted model, not a curated record. Gene Ontology annotation, cellular component: Golgi apparatus; endoplasmic reticulum. Gene Ontology annotation, biological process: protein targeting to membrane; peptidyl-L-cysteine S-palmitoylation. The coding region runs from base 34 to 759 and encodes 241 amino acids. The transcript has a single exon. Lineage: Eukaryota; Oomycota; Peronosporomycetes; Peronosporales; Peronosporaceae. Gene Ontology annotation, molecular function: protein-cysteine S-palmitoyltransferase activity.